GGAAAACCCAAUGGAGAGGGAGAAGGAGGUUUCGUCAUCCUGGAUGGAAAGACGUUUGAUGUUAAAGGACGCUGGGAGUCUGGGCCUGCUGCUCCCAUGGGAUAUGACUUUUGGUACCAGCCCCUUCACAAUGUCAUGAUUAGCACUGAGUGGGGAGUACCUAAGGCUCUUACUAAAGGAUUUAAGCUGGAGGAUGUCCAGACAGGGAAAUACGGAUCUCACUUGCACGUGUGGGACUGGACCUCGCGAACCAUUCAACAGACAAUCGACUUAGGAGUGGGUACCAUUCCUCUGGAGAUAAGAUUCCUGCACAACCCUGAAGAGCCGCAAGGAUUCACGGGAUGCGCGCUGAGCAGUACUAUCGUCAGGUUCUUCAAAAACCAGAUGAGCUCCUGGGGUUCUGAAACUGUCAUCAAAGUCCCAAACAAGAAGGUUGAAGGCUGGGCACUACCAGAAAUGCCAGGUCUGAUUACCGAUAUCCUGAUUUCAUUGGAUGACAAGUUCCUGUACUUCAGCAAUUGGAUUCAUGGAGACAUCAGACAAUAUGACAUCACAGACCCUAAACGCCCGAAGCUUGUCGGACAGUUGUUUAUUGGCGGCAGUAUUGUCAACGACGGCCCAGUGAAGGUGAUACAAGACUCCGAACUGAGCGGACAGCCUGAGCCGUGUUACGUGAAGGGAAAGCGAGUGGAAGGAGGACCGCAGAUGAUUCAGCUCAGUUUGGAUGGCAAACGGCUUUACGUCACGACAUCGCUGUACAGUGUGUGGGACAAUCAGUUCUACCCUGAUCUCUCCAAGAAAGGCGCCAUGUUGCUGCAAGUUGACGUUGAUUCAGUGAAUGGCGGGCUCAAGUUGAAUCCUGAUUUCUGUGUGGACUUUGGAGAAGAGCCUGACGGACCAGCUCUCGCUCAUGAAGUGCGUUAUCCGGGGGGUGACUGCUCCUCUGACAUAUGGCUGGUGGAUACCAAACCGGCAAAGUUGUAACCUGGUCUCUGGACUGUGUCGAUAACUUGGAUUGUGACAGGGAAACAGCGUGAUUUAAUGAUGAACCAUUACGUAUUAUGGUGUGAGCGCGCGGUGUGAGUGAAAAACCUAGGCUGUUUUGUGAUUUCAAUAACAAUAAAGGCUCUCAGAAGAAGGUGAAUUCUUUUCUGUGGACAUUUAGUGUGGAAAUGGCCGUUCAGCAGUGCCAACCGAGUUGCCGUCCCGCAGAGUUCUUUGCGUGAGGGCCGGGGGUAAAAUCUCUUCCGACGCCCAGCUAAGCUGUGCAUGAUUUGACCGAGCGGACAGAAAAUAAAGCCUUUUUUUCAGUGACUGUGUUUCUCGCGCGCAGUUAACAUUCACGCGCUGAUAAUGAGUACAGGUAUUUCACAUGGUGCAGCACGCCAUUUUUAUUUCCAACGUCUUUUUUUCGCGCGCUUUCCGUCUGCGUGCACGUAUAGUUUUUGUAUGGCUGUAACCCUAAAGAAGGACUAAGCCCGAAACGUCUGUUGUGCUCACACUACUUUGGACUUCAAAGAACUUUUCCAGCCUUAUUUUAACAUCAGCGCAUAGCAGUUUGGCAUAUGACGUCGAAACGCGACGGCACAGUCAGUUACCGAGUGUGCUGUCAAACAUUCUAACCACAUUUGGACUUGGUCGUGAGUGUAGCACAGGAAAACGGCAUCUGACUCAUACCCAGAAGUGCGAAGCGUCCGAGUAGGAGUCUGGCAAAACACAGUUACUUUGAUGGUUAACACACCCUAGAACUGCUGGCUGCUGCUCUUGUUACUUUUUGACAAACACUUUGCAAUCUACAAUAACUCCGAAGGUCUUUGUAAUCAAGUCAGUCUGCAUUACGGAUCUUCUCACAGGCUCUUUAAGGAUAAAUAUGAACACAGACUAAAAAUUUAGGUCAGCGUUUCAUUUUUUUUUUCUUAUACAUUUUUAGUAACUGAAACUAAGUUUGCUGUAAUCAGAAUCGCUGCUCAUCCUGCUAAUGGCGCAAGGUGCUUCGCGAGAAUUAUGCACUCAUUACACUGAACUUGCUUUCGAGGUGAACGCGAGAGCAGCAAUGUAAUGAAGUCCGGUUGAAUUGCGCAUACUUAGGAUCGUGGAGAAUGCUUUGACUUCUUAAGGGAUAAGAGAAACUAACACGAGCUAUUGUUAUUGGUCGAGUUUGCUUUCAUCUCCAAGAAAAAAUCGAAGGAGCGCAGCCAGGAUGGAGCAGAGUAACGUGAAAACAUUCUCUGGCUUAAAAUAGUCUUCACCUGGUGAAAUAACGAAAUCAUAUUAUCAUUCCACCCGCUAACCUAAAUUUUUAGUCUGUGCUCAUAUUUAUCUUCAAAGAGAGCCGUAAUCCAGAUUGACUUGACUACAAAGACCUUCGGAUUUUAUGUGGAUUGCAAUGUGUUUGUCAAAUAGUAACAAGAGAAGCAGCUGAUAGGGUUAUACAGUUAUACAACAACAACAACAACAAAACUUUAUUCCUUACAGCAGUUAUACCAUCAAUGUAACCAUUUGUUUUUCUUUCAAACAUUCUACGGCUAAAAAUAGUCUUCAUCUGGUGUUUCAUCAUUUCACCCGCUGAAGACUGCAGUUUAGGCAGUCGAAAGCUUGUGUUUUAUUAAUAUUUUUAGCUAGAGAACGUUAUAAGUUUAUCUAUCAGUUGCAGA
Molecule: messenger RNA, 2654 nt
Organism: Orbicella faveolata
Lineage: Eukaryota; Metazoa; Cnidaria; Anthozoa; Scleractinia; Merulinidae
Product: methanethiol oxidase-like
Molecular function (GO): selenium binding
Source: RefSeq, a predicted model, not a curated record